AUGAAAAAUAAAACCGUGUUAACCGAGUUUAUCCUUCUGGGUCUAACAGAUGUCCCUGAACUCCAGGUGGCAGUUUUCACCUUUCUUUUCCUUGCGUAUUUACUCAGCAUCCUUGGAAAUCUGACUAUCCUCGUCCUCACCUUGCUGGACUCCCACCUUCAGACUCCCAUGUAUUUCUUUCUCCGGAACUUCUCCUUCUUGGAAAUUUCCUUCACAAACGUCUUCAUUCCAAGGGUCCUGAUUAGCAUCACAACAGGGAACAAGAGUAUCAGCUUUGCUGGCUGCUUCACUCAGUAUUUCUUUGCCAUAUUCCUUGGGGCCACAGAGUUUUACCUUCUGGCUGCCAUGUCCUAUGACCGCUAUGUGGCCAUCUGCAAACCUCUGCACUACACCACCAUCAUGAGCAGCAGAAUCUGCAUCCAGCUGAUUUUAUGCUCUUGGCUGGGUGGGCUAAUGGCUAUUAUACCACCAAUCACCCUGAUGAGUCAGCAGGACUUUUGUGCAUCCAACAGACUGAAUCAUUACUUCUGUGACUAUGAGCCUCUUCUGGAACUCUCAUGUUCAGACACAAGCCUCAUAGAGAAGGUUGUCGUUCUUGUGGCAUCUGUGACCCUGGUGGUCACUCUGGUGCUAGUGAUUCUCUCCUAUGCAUUCAUUAUCAAGACUAUUCUGAAGCUCCCCUCUGCCCAGCAAAGGACAAAAGCCUUUUCCACAUGUUCUUCCCACAUGAUUGUCAUCUCCCUCUCUUAUGGAAGCUGCAUGUUUAUGUACAUUAAUCCCUCUGCAAAAGAAGGGGAUACAUUCAACAAGGGAGUAGCUCUACUCAUUACUUCAGUUGCUCCUUUGUUGAACCCCUUUAUUUACACCCUAAGGAACCAACAGGUAAAACAAGCCUUCAAGGAUAUGGUCAAAAAGCUUGUGAAUCUUUAA
This is a messenger RNA of Nomascus leucogenys (northern white-cheeked gibbon), 930 nucleotides long. Its product is annotated as olfactory receptor 2AP1. Gene Ontology annotation, biological process: G protein-coupled receptor signaling pathway. NCBI's taxonomy places the organism in Eukaryota, Metazoa, Chordata, Mammalia, Primates, Hylobatidae. Gene Ontology annotation, cellular component: membrane. Gene Ontology annotation, molecular function: G protein-coupled receptor activity; olfactory receptor activity. The record is from RefSeq and is a predicted model, not a curated record.